Messenger RNA from Diorhabda carinulata, 3183 nucleotides. RefSeq names its product WD repeat-containing protein 37 (gene Wdr37). Bases 392 to 1819 code for a protein of 475 amino acids. The record is from RefSeq and is a predicted model, not a curated record. The transcript is spliced from 7 exons. NCBI's taxonomy places the organism in Eukaryota, Metazoa, Arthropoda, Insecta, Coleoptera, Chrysomelidae. Gene Ontology annotation, molecular function: protein binding. Gene Ontology annotation, cellular component: preribosome, large subunit precursor.
AAGAAUAUGGAAUACUUGUAAGCACGCCAAUGUAGUAAAAAUGCAGUGAAUAAAAGGGUUGAGAAUAUUCUCACGCUCUUUGACAGGUAUGACGUGCCUGUGUUUUUCUUAUUUGAUUCGUACUUUACCUAAAUUACUUUAUUUAUGAAAGUAUUACAAUUUGAUUAUUUUUUUAUUCUAGUACUAUUGAAUUUGAUGUUUCGCUGCACACUUGUAUUUUAGUUGAUAUUUAUUCCGUAUAUAAAGGUUAUCUAUGCUAUUGACACUGUUGACAUUAAACUAGAAAUGUAUAUUUUUUUUAAAUAAAGUACAUAGCGUUAAAAUGUAAACAAUACUAUUUUAUCGUAUUUAUAAUAAUCUACUGAAUAAUUAAUAAGGUGAAUCUUUUAAAAUGUCAGUCAAUCAAAUCGUAGCGAAUAACAAGUUAUCAAAAAAUAAAAGAGGGCAAAUGACACGACCAUCGAGUGGAAUUAUUGAAUCAGAUCUUUAUACAGGGUUUCGCUCAGAUAUUGAAAAUGACUCCAUCAGCCCUUCAUACAAAAAUCGUUUAUAUAAUCUAUUUAGGCAAAUAGAAAAAGAAUUCGAUUUGCUGUAUCAGGAAAAUCAAACAUUGCAUGAAAAGAUCGAGCUUCUAAAUGAAAAAUUGGAAAGAGAUACUUACGAGAAAACAGAAAGCGUUGAUUUGGAUUCAAAUAUAUCCAAAGUUUUAAGCAAAAAAUUUAGUACUACAAAUCCUAAAAAUAAAACAGCCCAUAAAUUAAAAGCUCAAACAAGUAAGAUUGUUUCGAGCUUCAAAGCACCACAAUUUGGCUGUGCAUUGUUAAGGGAGUAUAUAGGACAUAAAGAUGGUAUCUGGGAAGUUUCAGUUGCAAGACCAGGAAUACCUGUUGUAGGAACUGCAUCAGCCGAUCAUACGGCAUGUUUAUGGAGUAUAGAAAAUUCAAAAUGUCUAUUACAAUAUCAAGGUCACAUAGGUUCAGUCAAUUCAAUUAGAUUCCAUCCCGCCAAAGAUCUAGUUCUAACUGGUAGCGGAGAUUGUUCUGCACAUAUUUGGCAAGCUGCUCUCAACUGGGAUAUUCCAAAAGGACAUUCAUCAGAAGAAGAGCUAGAAGGCGACGAUCUGGAUGAAAAAUCAGAAUUUAAUAAAGUUUCAACGUUACGAACACCUUUUCAAGAAUUAACCGGGCACACAGGUGCUGUUUCUUCUGCAGAAUGGUUAGCUGGAGCAGAUCAAAUUAUAACUGCAUCAUGGGAUCGACUUGCCAUUUUGCACGAUGUUGAAACUGGUUCUAUUGUAACGACAUUAACUGGUCACGAUCAGGAACUUAAUAACGCUUCGACGCAUCCUACUCAAAAGUUGGCGGUCACUUCGUCGAGAGAUACGACGUUCAGGUUGUGGGAUUUCAGAGAAAAUGUCCAUUCAGUUUCCGUAUUUCAAGGACAUGCUGAGAGCGUUACUUCGGCCGUUUUUACACGCGAAGAUAAAGUAAUAUCCAGUUCGGAUGAUCGAACAGUAAAAGUAUGGGAUUUGCGUAACAUGCGUUCACCUGUAGCUACAAUUCGUGUGGAAUCAUCGGUAAAUCGUCUUAGUGUAUCGAUUAAUGGUAUAAUUGCAAUUCCCCAUGACAACCGUCAUAUUAGAUUAUUCGACAUUUCCGGCCAGCGUUUGGCCCGAUUACCUCGUUCCAGUCGACAAGGACAUAAUAGAAUGGUUACUAGUGUCGCUUGGGCGGAAGAUUUUGUUUUCGGGGUGAAUUUAUUUACCGCUGGUUUCGAUAGGAAAGUAUUGGGUUGGUCGGUGCAAUCCAUGAAGGAUUGAUCAUUGAAUCAAGUUUAGAUUUAAUGUAACGCACUUGUCAUUUAUGCUCUCAAAUUAUCUGAAUUUUCUAUUAACAUUAGUUUAUGUAGGGGAUGUGUGACCGUGAUGGUAUUCUUAACGAAAAAUCCAAAUACUUGAAUUCUAGAUGGAUAUCUUCAAAAUUCGUUUUCAUCAAUUCAUUCAGCCAGCUAAUUCUUCAAGAAAUUCUACUUCAAUUUGAAAAAUCAGUCAUAAUGCCAUUUUAUUUAAAUUGUAGUUUGUAUACAAUCAUAACAAGAUAUAGUGCCAAAAAGGGCACAUCUCAACAAUAUUGAUAAUUAUGUAAACAAACUACUUACAUUCUUGCCAUUUUUCUUUCAACUUCAUGAUUCCGCGCUCAUAAAAUUUCUGGUCCUUAUCAGCAAAAAACUGAACUAGACGAUAUUGAAAGUCAUCGUCGUUUGUCAAAUUUUUGACUAAUCGAACAAUUUUGCAAACUUAGAAAUAAAUGGUAAUCAGUAUCAGCAAAAAAACCUCUCGCCAUUUAGGCCCCUGUACCGCCCAUUUUAUAAAUUUCAAUAAUACAACAAUUAUUUUGUUACUAUUUCAUUCUAUUUUCUCCCAUCUAUUUUUUUUAAAUUGUGCCCAGAAUAUUCAAAAUAUGAGAAAAAAACUGGUUGAUCCGUUAAUCAGAAAUUUGCGAGGGAAAAAGCUUAAAAAUAUUUCUGGUAGAGUGAAGUAGAUGUACGAUAAAGAAAUAAUAAAUUGACUUCUACUGAAAAAAUUGUUUUUAAGUAAAAUGACAAAAUGGUUUUAUAAUUGGAUCUUUAAUCAUUGAAUAUUAUUUAUUUGAUCCUUGAGCGACCCUUCAAUUGUAGGCACUAAUCUAAUUUGUACUAAAAACACAUGCUACACACAUUGUUUACACCAUUAAUCAAGAUUUCAAUACAUCCUUCGAGCCGGAUAUAUCAUAACUAACUAAGGGUUCAAAGGGUUAGUUAGUGUAAUAGUGAUAGUAAACAAUGUAUUGAGUAUGAAUCUUACCAACAUAUUUCUUAAUUUCACUUUUAAUCUAAUCUUGUUACAUUCUUACUACAUCAUAAAACCAAAGUAUUUUAUUCCGUAUUUAAAAAUUAUUAUGGUUCAUUUUCCUCAAGAUCUAUCGGUCUGUCAAAUGCAUUUAUUACUUAGCUAUAAGAAUAAAAAAUUUUGACCCAGUUUUAAAUAAUUUUUUUCUACUAAUCUAGGUUUGACUAGAGUGUGAUAUUUGUAAUAUUAAAAAAAAAUUUCUAUGUAACUAACUAAAUAUUUUCGUUAUUUAUUUUUCUGGUUUUUGUAAUUGUUAUAAUUUGAUUGUUAUGCAAAUAUAAACUAUAAAAUUACAA